AUGGCCGUGAACAUACGGCGGCGAAUGAGUGAAAUUGUGGGCCAAAGGCGGCGGUGGGCCGGUGGCAUUGGCCACAUGCGGUGGCAGCUGAGGUGGGCAUUGGUAGCAUUUAGUGAAAAGCCCAAAUGUGUCGAUUUGGUGGAUAAAAUUGGUCAUGCUGGCCCAUCCACCAAACCCAAACCCAACUAUCAAAACCCAAACAACUACAAAUAUGUUGAUCACAUAAGCCCCAACCCAUCUUCCAAAACGGUGAAGCUGACGAGGAGCGAGCCGACUGUCGAGUUGAUGGGCCCGAAAAACGGGAAGAUUAUCGCUAGGAACCAUAUGGGCACCACGACCGGCAAUCGGGCCGCGGCCCGUUUGCACAUGCUCCGGCACUCGUGCAUACCAAUCGCCUUCUCCCACACAAAAUACAACGGCGUGCAAGCGAAUCCGAACAGAUAUCUCAGGUAA
Molecule: messenger RNA, 453 nt
Organism: Striga asiatica
Lineage: Eukaryota; Viridiplantae; Streptophyta; Magnoliopsida; Lamiales; Orobanchaceae
Source: the annotation of a GenBank genome assembly